AUGCUGGUGGUAGCCGUGCUCUUCCCCUGUUGGGAGGUUUUGGACGUGCAGGGCCCGUUCUCCGUCUUGGCGAAGGUUGCCGCUGUCUCCGAGAGUUCUGAGCAAUAUGCCUUUGCCUGGGUCGGGGAGCAAACCAAGGAACCCAUUCCCUCGUCCGCCCACUUUCCGGUCCUCGCUGACUACGAUUGGGACUCUUGUCCGCAGGCCGACGUCUUACUGAUACCUGGCGGCCCAGGAAGCUUGACAGCCGCGUUUGACCGCAAACUACUUGACUUUGUACGGAGGCAGAGCAAGACCGCUCGUCGGGUGGCUAGUAUCUGCACUGGAUCGUCCAUCUUGGCCGAAGCUGGCCUCCUGGACGGGCGGAGAGCCACUUCAAACAAAGCCGUGUUCGGCUUGCAAACCCAGUCGGUGACAUGGAUACGAGACGCUCGCUAUGUGACCGAUGGAAAGUUUACCACCGCUAGCGGUGUCUCUGCUGGCUUGGACAUAGGAUUUGACCUUGCAAAAGAGUUGUUCAGCGCUGUCCAAGCCGAUAAGGUCGCAGGUCUCGUCGGAUACGUCCCACUUUCAGACGGCGAUGACCCGUUUGCGACACUGCAUAAGCCUACGGGUAUGAUGGGGGCUCUCUCAACUUCGAAUAUCGUCGAAUCCGUCUUAUGA
This is a messenger RNA of Fimicolochytrium jonesii, 663 nucleotides long. Its product is annotated as transcriptional regulator. Lineage: Eukaryota; Fungi; Chytridiomycota; Chytridiomycetes; Spizellomycetales; Powellomycetaceae. The record is from RefSeq and is a predicted model, not a curated record. The transcript has 3 exons. Bases 1 to 663 code for a protein of 220 amino acids.